Coregonus clupeaformis (lake whitefish) is the source of this 2570-nucleotide messenger RNA. RefSeq names its product gamma-aminobutyric acid receptor subunit alpha-2-like. NCBI's taxonomy places the organism in Eukaryota, Metazoa, Chordata, Actinopteri, Salmoniformes, Salmonidae. Gene Ontology annotation, cellular component: dendrite membrane; GABA-A receptor complex; postsynapse. Gene Ontology annotation, biological process: signal transduction; monoatomic ion transmembrane transport; regulation of postsynaptic membrane potential. Gene Ontology annotation, molecular function: inhibitory extracellular ligand-gated monoatomic ion channel activity; transmitter-gated monoatomic ion channel activity involved in regulation of postsynaptic membrane potential; GABA-A receptor activity. The coding region runs from base 322 to 1689 and encodes 455 amino acids. The transcript is spliced from 10 exons. The record is from RefSeq and is a predicted model, not a curated record.
GCGUGUGUGCCUUUCCCCUAUCACGAGGUAAACUGAAUUGGAAGCAGAAUUGGAAAAUAUUACAUGCUGAACAAGACCCAGUGACAUCAAGGACUAUACAUUUACUAGCUAUUACAUUAUUAAUUUGCCAUAACUGUGAUUUAUUGGUGCUUUGAAUUUAUAAUAAGUAUCACUCUCGUUGUUUUCGCGCGGCGCGCUCAUUCCAUCUUGAGAGACAUCGUAGUGGUUCCAUUGGGUUCAACUUUCACAUCUGGCUCAAUUUCUGGACGAAUAAUUGCUUGCAAUUAGGCUACGUCCUGCAUUCCAGGUGUACAUGCAGAUAUGAAGAAUAGAGACUACAUUUUUCAAUGUCUAUUAAUCUGCCUCUCACUGACGCUCCUCUGGCAAACGAGGCCGGUGAUUGCUGAUCCUACGACAGAUGCCUUCAAGAACAACAUCACUCUCUUCACACGGAUCCUUGACAGACUUCUAGAUGGCUAUGAUAAUCGCCUUCGACCCGGCCUUGGGGAUCGUAUAACAGAGGUGAAUACCAAUGUCUACGUCACCAGCUUUGGCCCAGUUUCAGAUACAGACAUGGAAUACACAAUAGACGUGUUCUUCCGGCAAAGCUGGAAAGACGAGAGGUUAAAAUUCGACGGGCCCAUGAACAUACUGCGGCUGAACAACUUGAUGGCCAGUAAAAUAUGGACGCCAGACACGUUCUUCCAUAACGGGAAGAAGUCGGUGGCUCACAACAUGACCAUGCCCAAUAAACUACUGAGGAUUCAAGACGAUGGCACCCUGCUUUACACCAUGAGGUUGACGGUUCACGCAGAGUGUCCGAUGCAUCUGGAGGACUUCCCCAUGGACUUCCACUCAUGUCCCCUGAAGUUUGGCAGCUAUGCCUAUACAAUGUCAGAGGUGACUUACGUCUGGACCAGUAAGGCUGCUGACUCUGUGGUGGUGGAAGGAGAGAGCUCCCGCUUGAACCAGUACGACCUGCUUGGCCAAACAGUGGGCCAAGAAACCAUCAAGUCCAGCACAGGCGAAUACACUGUCAUGACGGCACAUUUCCAUUUGAAGCGGAAGAUUGGCUACUUUGUGAUCCAGACUUAUCUACCAUGCAUCAUGACCGUCAUCCUCUCCCAAGUGUCCUUCUGGCUGAACAGAGAGUCCGUGCCAGCUAGGACUGUGUUUGGUGUAACCACUGUCCUGACAAUGACCACCCUGAGUAUAAGUGCUCGUAACUCCCUCCCCAAGGUGGCCUACGCCACGGCCAUGGACUGGUUCAUCGCUGUCUGCUACGCCUUUGUCUUCUCCGCCCUCAUUGAGUUUGCCACCGUCAACUACUUCACAAAGCGCGGCUGGGCCUGGGAUGGGAAGACCAUUGUGAAUGACAAGAAAAAAGAGAAGGCCUCCGCCAUGACGAAGAACAACGCAUACGCCGUGGCGGUGGCCAACUACGCGCCCAACAUCAACAAGGACUCUGGGUUGUCCACCAUCGCCAAGGGCGGCGAUGCUGACCCCAACAUGGCGGUUGGCAAGGUGGGUGGCAAAGCGGACCCAAAGAAGACUUUCAACAGUGUGAGUAAAAUCGAUAGGAUUUCAAGGAUUAUGUUCCCGGUCCUGUUUAGCAGCUUCAAUUUAGUCUACUGGGCUACAUACUUAAACAGAGAACCGUAUAUAAAGGAUAUGGUGCCCUCAACCUAGAGGUCUCUCCCUCCUGCAUUGUAAUAUAUCCGAAUUACGGGACUAAAAGACUUACCAAAUAUGACUAGUAUCUGCUAACUCUUGGUUCGUUGGUACAAGACAGACAAGCCCUGGAUUGCUUUCUCUCCCUCUGUCCUGUUUUUUUCUACACCACAUUCUGCAGUGCUUUUGGAAAGAACUGCCUUUGUAAAUAUACAUGUAUUUAUAGUCAUGACUUGUGUGUUUGGUUAUAUAAACAAUACAUUUAUUUUAUUUAUUCUUAUGGUUUUAUUGACCAGUGAUGUCUACAUGUUUGAAAAGUCUACGAAAGGAACCUCGAGAUGUUUAUUUGCAGAAUCGAGAGAUUUAAGUCAAAAAGUUGUAAAACAUUGUUUGUUUUUUAUAUUUCUUAUGUUUACUUUUUUGUGGGCUAACGAUUUUAUAUUUCUCGUUUACCAGUGAUUUCUCAAUUAUGGUAUGAAGUUAUCUUUUUCUAUACAAGCCAAUGCAAAAAAGAGGAAUCUUUUUUUAAAUGCUUUUGUUGUAUUGCAAUGUAACUUAUUAUUGUUAAACAAAAUAUCGACAUAAGCAAAACAAAGCAUACUGUGUAAUAAUGUUUCAACUUGAUUAUUAUUUUACAUUUGUACAUACUACACUGAAGGCGGCUGCCAUUUUCCUAAAUCAAAACAGCACUGAACUGUGCAAAAGAAAGACCACAUGAAAUACAGCAGCAUGGUAAUCUACUGCGCUGUUUAUUUUGUAACCUUUCUUUCAUGAUAUACAUGUAUUGGAGAAGGUGAUAUUAUGUACCAGAGCAAGACAAUGCGUUAAUACACAUUUACACACUACUCAAUCACUAGCUAGAGUUAUCAAAACUCAUGUGAAAAUGUCACGUCACCUUU